This is a messenger RNA of Dibothriocephalus latus, 696 nucleotides long. NCBI's taxonomy places the organism in Eukaryota, Metazoa, Platyhelminthes, Cestoda, Diphyllobothriidea, Diphyllobothriidae. The record is from the annotation of a GenBank genome assembly.
ACACUAAAUUCUCCUAAUACUGGCAGUGGUGACCAGACCGCCAUCCACAUUCUCCUUAACCGCCUACCACAUCUGGCGGUACCUCCGGUUCGCAACCUGGCCACGGAUCCGCGCUUGGUGGCUGUGGAUUGGGAUGAUGAAAACUUCGUCCUUCAAAGUCCAGUAAAUCUAUUGAAGCCCCUGCCUGAGGGUGGCGUGCGGGUCCCACUCCCACAAGCGCUUUUGUCUUCGAAACCUCGGUCGCGCUCCCUUACAGUUUGGCAAAAGCUGAUUCUCGUUGGUGGUCUCGAGGGUCUUCUUGAGUGCAUGGAAACACACUUUAAGGUGCCCGUUACAGCGCCGCCACUCUUCACCAAAUUAGUCGCCCUCCUGCCGCCACCAGCACCAUCUUCCGAUGGCAGCACUGGUAACACGGAGGGACUUGACCGCUGGGAGGAGGCCAUAUUAAAGGCCCUGAGGUGUCGAAAAGUCGCCCUGGAUAUUCCCAUCUUUAAUGCCCUGCUGCUGAGACGUACCAAUGCCGGAGUACCUGCCAAGCAGCUGAUGGCACUGGGGUCUCGCAGCGGUCUCACACCCGAUGAGAAACGUUCAGUAAGCAGAGAAUUUGAUGGGGAAGUAUACCGUCGGGGCCGCAACCAAAAGAGUUCGAUUUUUGAAACACGCAAAGCCUGGGGGCUCUUUAUAAAUUUGGACUGA